Molecule: messenger RNA, 5031 nt
Organism: Closterium sp. NIES-67
Lineage: Eukaryota; Viridiplantae; Streptophyta; Zygnematophyceae; Desmidiales; Closteriaceae
Source: the annotation of a GenBank genome assembly
CGUGCAGAUAACGGCGGUCUGCCUGACAGAUUAGUAGCCAAGCUGACGGCAAUAUCACUUCAGCAGCACACAAUGGGCGUUUACUGUCUCUUGUUCUCAUUCGGUCACUCUUUCACUAGUAGUUAAUCUCAUUUGGUAGUUGACCUUCAGCUUACAAUUAGUACUGAAUGGCUGAGACCGCCAUUUCUCAAAGCGGACAAGCUACCCUGUGUCCUAGAUUCAAGUUUUGCCGGUUUGGCUAGACCAAGCUGUAAGUGCUUUGUAAGUAUUUUUUUUCAGUGUGAAGCUCGUGGCUGCGAAGCUCAUGGUUGCUAGGAUCCGAAUUCGUCCUGGCAUUUGCCUUGCAGAGGGGUGUGCUGUGAAGCCCUACCAGGUGAUUGGUUGAGGUAUAGUGACCACCUGCGCUAGUUCAGUAAACUUUCUACCCGUGAGUCCACUGGAUCCUCGUUGUAAGCGCUCGCAGAUGACAUGUCUCGAAGCUGUACAGCGCUGACGAGGAUUUCUCAAUCGCAUUGCCGGAAUUGCAGAUUUUACAGACUAUCCGGACCAUUGUACUUAGUACUCGCCCUCGCAUUCCUACUCGCCCGCUGUAACGCCACUUCGAUACAAGCUGGCGACGAUCCGACAUUUGACUCCCCUUCAUCCAGUGGUUACAGUAACCUUAAUCGUCAAUCCCGCCAUCUAACGACCCUUUCGACUCUAGCACAAAGUGAACAUACGGAAAGCGGCACUAACGGAGGAGUAUUAAACGGUGGGUUUUCCGAAAAGGACCACAAGAUUCAAUUCGGGGGAGUUGCAGGGACAGGCGGAAUCGGAAGGGGGGAAAGCGGCGGAAGCGGGGGAAGUGGGGGGAGUGGCGGAAGCCAGGACAUUAGCCACAGGCGGGGGCUAUGGCAGCGGUUCAUUGGCGGGGACGAGGCGGAGAGGCAGAGAGGGGAGAAAGAGCACAGGGGCCGAGACAAGGGGACGGAUUGGGCGGAGAGGGAGAAUGUGGGGAUGCUUCUGGAGCGGAGGGAGGAACGGCGGGAGAAGAUCGUGAGGGAAUUUGUGCCGUUAGAUAGGCUGGAUCGCGAGGAGGGGCCGAGGGGGUUUGCGAAUGGGCGGACGAGGAGAGGAGAUGGGGGGGGAGGCGGAGUGGGGGAUAGCGGUGCUGGCAGCAGUGGGAGUAGCAGCAGCAGUGGCGGUGGCGGUGGCAGUGGCAGUAGCAGUAGCAACAGCGGCGCUAGCAGGGGUAGCAGCAGUACCAGUGGUGGCGCUGGUGCUGGUGCAGCGGGUGCAUCAGCCGCAGCAGGAGAGCGUUCCCGCGGUGAUAAGGAUGGCCAGGUGUCCUCGCGAGGAGGCGAAGGGGGAGAGCAGCAGGGGAGCAACGGGAAGAGCAAGAGAGAGGCAGCGCAGACACAGCUAGACGAGGACGAUAUCCCUCUGCUGAUGCCGUUCAAAGGAAUAUUCAAGAGCAAGGACCUAGACGAGGAGAUCAAAGAGGAGGAGGAGGAGGAGAGGAAGAAGGCGGUGGGGAAGAAGGAGGGGGGAGAGAGGGGGUCUGAGAGGAAGCGGCAGGUGGGGAGGCGGGAGUUUAGAAGCGACGACUGGAGCCACUUGGGGGAACACAAGAUGGGGUUGUCGGCUGGUGAAGGCGCUGCUGCUGCUGCUGCUAACACAGCUGGUGGUGGUGCUGCCGCUGGUGCUGGUGGUGAGGGCAGCGUCGGGGGUGGUGCUGCUGACAGAGACAGUGGUAGUGCUAGUAACCAAGCCAGCCAUUCCGCGUCAACUGCCUCUGAUGGCGCUUCACAGGCCACCCAAGGGACCACGGCUGCCACUGGGGAGGGGGAGCACGGGGCUGCUAAGCCAAGCGUGACUAAAACGAACGAGACAGCAGCGGGCGGCGAAAAGGGUGGCGAUGUCGGGGAGCUGGUGGAGCGAAUCCUCGACAGGCUGGACGAUAUGGAGGACGAGGGAGGCAAGUUCAACAAAACCCUCGAAAAGCAGGAGGCAGUGCUAGAGACAGUAGCCCGGGUGGGGAAGCACCACGUGCUCGAGGAAGUGAAGGAGAGGGAGGAGCGGGAGGAGCAGGAGGACCGGCAGGUAUUGGAGGAGGCAGAGAGGGAGGAGGCAGAGGAGAAAAUGAAGCAGCUGGAAGAGGUGGCGCUGGCUAUGGCUGCUGCUGAGGCUGAGAAGAAGCAGAAGAAGAAGGGAGUGGCGGCGGUAGCGGCGGUGGUGAGCCAGGGCGUGAAGGCGAGUGAGGUAUCGCUGUUUGACUUGGUGUUCGGGCGGGAGAGCGGGAAACAGCUUCCCCCAGUUGCGCCUGCCCCUCGGCCCCGUGUGAAGAAUCUCACCCGGUUGGCAGCAGCCAAGAAGCGGUUUGCUGAGAGGGCUGGGAGGGGGGCGAGGGAGAAGGAGAGGGUGGACGAUGGGGAGAACGACGUUCCUAGACUGAUAGACUCGCAGGACAAUGAGUACGUUAUAAGCAGCCCCGGUAAGGGGUCGAAGAUGCAGCUGCAGGAGGACUUCAUGCUUAUAUCGGAUGUGGUGAAGGUGAUUGUGGCGGCUGCGCUGGGAGGGCUGGCGUGCGGGCUCAUGGGGCAGCCGAUCAUCCUGGGGUACAUUGUUGCUGGGAUGAUCAUCGGACCUGGGGGAUUCGGCCUCAUUCACGAGCUUGUGCAGGUGGAGACCCUAGCGCAGUUCGGAGUGGUCUUUCUUCUCUUCGCCAUCGGGGUCGAGUUCAGCCUGGCUAAGAUGCAGGGCGUGCAGGCUGUAGCGCUAGCGGGCGGCAUCAUCCAGAUCGGGCUGUCCAUGGUGCUGGGGGGCAUCUUCAGCAGCAGCACGCCCCAGGGGCUCUUCAUAGGCGGCUUCCUCUCCAUGUCGUCCACUGCAGUGGUUUUGAAGUGCCUCAUGGAUAUCAACAGCAUGGGCACGGAGCAUGGGCAGAUCAUGCUGGGUACCCUCAUUUCCCAAGACUGUGCCUUGGGCCUGCUAUUGGCAAUAAUGCCGGCCCUCGCAGCCCGCCCCGCGUCCGCCUCAGCCAUCCUCCUCGCCCUGGUCAGAGAGCUCCUCAUUCUGCUCGCCUUUGCCCUCAUCGCCUGGCUCCUCGCCCGCUUCUUCGUGCCGCGCUUCCUGCCGCUGCUGCUGCGCCUGGCGCGCGGGUCCUUCAACAGCGAGAUCUACCACCUGGGGGUCGUGGCCAUCUGCCUCUGCAUCGCGCUGCUUUCUGAAGGGCUUGGGCUGUCACUUGAAGUGGGAGCCUUUGUGGCUGGCCUCAUGCUCUCAGGCAACAGCUACAGCGAGCGCACACUGCAUCAGGUGGAGCCCAUCCGCAACCUGUUUGCUGCGCUCUUCCUGGCGUCCAUAGGCAUGGUCAUGCACCCGCUCUUCCUUUGGCAGCACAUCGACAUCCUUCUGAUCGCUGUGGCUGUCGUGUUUGUAGCCAAGGCCUGCCUCGUUGGCUUCGUGGUCCGGGCAUUCGGCUACAGCACCGGCACAGCAGCAUCAGUGGGGGUCGCCUUGGCCCAAAUCGGGGAGUUCUCCUUUGUGCUUCUCUCUCGCGCGCAAACCCUAAAGCUCGUCGGCCACAAGCUGUACCUCCUCCUUAUGGGAACCACCGCCCUCUCCCUUGUCCUCACUCCCUUCACUUUCCUCCUCGUCCCCCGCCUUGCCCUCCUCUUCCCCUCCACUCGCUCCCGACCCCGAGCCAAGGCCUCCCCCGCCCCUGCUACAGUGCAGGAGAAGAUCAAAUCGGGGUACGGAAUCAAAUCAGCAGCAGCCAAUGGGGUGGUUGGGGAGGAUGGGGCAGGGGGUGGUGGUGGUGGGUCGAUGGGUGGUUUGUCUGGUAGUGAGGGAGGUGGUUCUGGUGGGGGCAUGGGUGCUGGUAACCCUGGUGGGGGAAGUGGUGAUGGUUACCACCACCAUGCGAGUCCUUUGACCGGAAUUUCCCCUAGAGACACAGCAUCAGGAGGUUCUUCAGGUGAUUCCUCAGCUGUGGUUUCAGGGGGCGUUUUGUCUUAUCUGCUGCGACAGGUGCAGCCACGCACUCGCACCUCUGCUAAAGCUACAAUAGCCGCAGGUGGUGGUGGUGGUGGUGCUGCUGCUGCUGCUGCUGCUGGGGCUUCUAGUAGUGAUGGUGGGAUCUCAGGGUCACAGUCUGGGUUCAGUCGAACACUAAGUGCUGGUGGCGGGAGCAGCGCUCUAACUGCUACCAGCAGUGCAAACAGUGCUGUUACGGUUACCACCGCAAGCAUAGGCCGCAGCAGCAGCAGCCGUACAGAAAGAGACCACAGGGACAGAGACCGGGACAGGGGCAGAGACACAGCCGCGGCGGCAGUAGUGGCAGCAGCAGCAGUUACAGAGGCUCUAAACCGAGCAGGAGGAGCAACAUCCACGGGCACCUUCUUAGAAGCAACCUCCUCUUAUCCUCACACUCUCCCCUCCCCAACUGCCAUAUCGCCUGGUAUAAGCCCACCCAGUAUAAACACACCCGGCAUAGGCAUACCCACUCCACGACCCUGGGGUUCCCCUAGAAACGCAGCAGCAGCAGCAGCGGACGCCACCCACACCCAGAGACUCCUGGGAAAAACAGGGUCAGGAAAAGGCCUUGUUCGGAGCCCCAGAGUUGCAGGGCAGAGCCCGAAGUUGACAUCGCAGCAAGGGGGAAUGGGGCAUGUGACGAGUCCGACCCGGGGCUUGAGAGAGGGUGCGAGGGGGGCGGGGUCUGGGAUGGCGAGUGGAGGGGUGGGGGGGAUGGGGGGAUCUGGGGGAGUGAGGUCGCAGCAGGUGGAGCAGCAGGGGGGUCAGCUGGGUGCAGGGAUGGGGGAUGGUGGUCAGGGAUCGGGCUAUCACUUCUCCACAGCUUCGUUUUUCUCCCGGUGGAAUCAGAAAUCCCCCAGGGAGCAUGGGAAUGGGAACCAACAGUGGUGAACGAAAUUCCAGUUGCAAUGUUUAACCAGGGAUGUAGUUUCUCAGGUAGUGGUAAUUUGUCAGAAUUUCACUCUGCAAUGCACACAUUGAGCUGGUCCCUCUGAAACGAGUUAAUGGUUACCA